Messenger RNA from Pieris napi, 10086 nucleotides. It is a transcript of the gene FIBH, whose product is annotated as fibroin heavy chain-like. Bases 82 to 9987 code for a protein of 3301 amino acids. The transcript is spliced from 8 exons. Lineage: Eukaryota; Metazoa; Arthropoda; Insecta; Lepidoptera; Pieridae. The record is from RefSeq and is a predicted model, not a curated record.
UUAUUUACAUAGCGCAAAUUUUAGUAUAAAAAGACCAGAAACUUUCGGUGAAGGCAUCAGUCCGGUUACAUCUCUCUAAACAUGAGAGUAACAACCUUCGUGAUCUUGUGCUGUGCUCUGCAGUAUGUGUCUGCAGAUGCAAUUGAUGAUGCAUUGCAAUAUGCACUCAGAAAUGGCAAACUAGAAACAAAAAAAGUAAACGAAACUGAUGAACUAGACUACGACGCAAGAGGUAAUGUGUACGAAAAAUCUACAACAACGAAAGAAUACGAAGCUUAUGGCGAUGUCGACAAAGACGUGACAGGAGAUGAUGUCAAAGUUAAAACAAUUGUUAUAAAAACUGACUCAACCGGUCAUGAAACAAUAUGGGAAGAAGAUGUACUCAUUCAUAAGAAGAGCCAGCCAGGCUCAUCGGCUGAAACAGAGACAAGAACAGUUUUAAGUUCGAAGCCACGAGGCCCACUCAAUGCAGGCUCAACCGCAGCAUCCAGCGUGUCAUCUGUCUCGACAGCUAGCACUGGCGCUGCUCCUGGAUCUACUGUUGGUUACAAUACACCAGUACAGUACUCACCUUACGGAAACCAAGCUGGAGCAGCAGCUUCUGCAGCCGCUGCCGCCGCUGCAGGCUCAGCUGGAAGCGGUUAUUACGCAAACGGAUUGAACGGACUCUACGGUGGGUUAGGAGGCGUAGGCCAAGAUACCAUUGUGAUCAACAACAGCGGUGCUUCUGGAUCUUCGUCGAGCGCUGCUGCUUCAAGCUCUGCUGCCAGCUCUGGUAACAGUCUUGCCGAACAGGAAGCACUUCUAGAAGCCACAGAAGCAGCCGAAGCCGCUGCCAUCGCUGCCGCAUCUGCACGUUACGCACCUUACGGUAAACAAGUCGUAAUCAACAACGAGUCAGGUUCUGGAUCAUCAUCAGCCGCCUCAGCUGCUUCGGCAUCCGCCGCCUCUGCUGGACAAGGAUCUGGUGCUGGAUUAAACGGUGCCGGUCUAUACGGCUCUAACGGACUUUACGGUUUGAAUGGUCUCAACGGACUCCGUGGAGGACAAGGUUCCGGAUCAGCAGCUUCCGCCGCCGCUGCCGCCGCUGCAGGAUCAGCUGGAAGCGGUAAUUACGCAAACGGAUUAAACGGACUCAACGGUCUUAACAGUCUUCAUGGAGGACAAGGUACCGGAUCAGAAGCUGCCGCAGCCGCUGCCGCCGCUGCAGGCUCAGCUGGAAGCGGUAAUUACGCAAACGGAUUAAACGGACUCAACGGUCUUAACGGUCUUCGUGGAGGACAAGGUGCCGGAUCAGCAGCUGCCGCAGCCGCUGCCGCCGCUGCAGGCUCAGCUGGAAGCGGUAAUUACGCAAACGGAUUGAACGGACUCUACGGUGGGUUAAGAGGCGUAGGCCAAGACACCAUUGUGAUCAACAACAGCGGUGCUUCUGGAUCUUCGUCGAGCGCUGCUGCUUCAAGCUCUGCUGCCAGCUCUGGUAACAGUCUUGCUGAACAGGAAGCACUUCUAGAAGCCACAGAAGCAGCCGAAGCCGCUGCCAUCGCUGCCGCAUCUGCACGUUACGCACCUUACGGUAAACAAGUCGUAAUCAACAACGAGUCAGGUUCUGGAUCAUCAUCAGCCGCCUCAGCUGCUUCGGCAUCCGCCGCCUCUGCUGGACAAGGAUCUGGUGCUGGAUUAAACGGUGCCGGUCUAUACGGCUCUAACGGCCUUUACGGUUUGAAUGGUCUCAACGGACUCCGUGGAGGACAAGGUUCCGGAUCAGCAGCUUCCGCCGCCGCUGCCGCCGCUGCAGGCUCAGCUGGAAGCGGUAAUUACGCAAACGGAUUGAACGGACUCUACGGUGGGUUAGGAGGCGUAGGCCAAGACACCAUUGUGAUCAACAACAACAACGGUGCUUCUGGAUCUUCGUCGAGCGCUGCUGCUUCAAGCUCUGCUGCCAGCUCUGGUAACAGUCUUGCUGAACAAGAAGCACUUCUAGAAGCCGCGGAAGCAGCCGAAGCCGCUGCAAUCGCUGCUGCAUCUGCACGUUACGCACCUUACGGUACACAAGUCGUAAUCAACAACGAGUCAGGUUCUGGAUCAUCAUCAGCCGCCUCAGCUGCUUCGGCAUCCGCCGCCUCUGCUGGACAAGGAUCUGGUGCUGGAUUAAACGGUGCCAGUCUAUACGGCUCUAACGGACUUUACGGUUUGAAUGGUAUCAACGGUCUUCGUGGAGGACAAGGUGCCGGAUCAGCAGCUGCCGCAGCCGCUGCCGCCGCUGCAGGCUCAGCUGGAAGCGGUAAUUACGCAAACGGAUUAAAUGGACUCAACGGUCUUAACGGUCUUCGAGGAGGACAAGGUGCCGGAUCAGCAGCUGCCGCAGCCGCUGCCGCCGCUGCAGGCUCAGCUGGAAGCGGUAAUUACGCAAACGGAUUGAACGGACUCUACGGUGGGUUAGGAGGCGUAGGCCAAGACACCAUUGUGAUCAACAACAGCGGUGCUUCUGGAUCUUCGUCGAGCGCUGCUGCUUCAAGCUCUGCUGCCAGCUCUGGUAACAGUCUUGCCGAACAGGAAGCACUUCUAGAAGCCACAGAAGCAGCCGAAGCCGCUGCCAUCGCUGCCGCAUCUGCACGUUACGCACCUUACGGAAACCAAGUCGUAAUCAACAACGAGUCAGGUUCUGGAUCAUCAUCAGCCGCCUCAGCUGCUUCGGCAUCCGCCGCCUCUGCUGGACAAGGAUCUGGUGCUGGAUUAAACGGUGCCGGUCUAUACGGCUCUAACGGAUUAAACGGACUCAACGGUCUUAACGGUCUUCGUGGAGGUCAAGGUGCCGGAUCAGCAGCUGCCGCAGCCGCUACCGCCGCUGCAGGCUCAGCUGGAAGCGGUAAUUACGCAAACGGAUUAAAUGGACUCAACGGUCUUAACGGUCUUCGAGGAGGACAAGGUGCCGGAUCAGCAGCUGCCGCAGCCGCUGCCGCCGCUGCAGGCUCAGCUGGAAGCGGUAAUUACGCAAACGGAUUAAACGGACUCAACGGUCUUAACGGUCUUCGUGGAGGUCAAGGUGCCGGAUCAGCAGCUGCCGCAGCCGCUACCGCCGCUGCAGGCUCAGCUGGAAGCGGUAAUUACGCAAACGGAUUAAAUGGACUCAACGGUCUUAACGGUCUUCGAGGAGGACAAGGUGCCGGAUCAGCAGCUGCCGCAGCCGCUGCCGCCGCUGCAGGCUCAGCUGGAAGCGGUAAUUACGCAAACGGAUUAAACGGACUCAACGGUCUUAACGGUCUUCGUGGAGGACAAGGUGCCGGAUCAGCAGCUGCCGCAGCCGCUGCCGCCGCUGCAGGCUCAGCUGGAAGCGGUUAUUAUGCAAACGGAUUGAACGGACUCUACGGUGGGUUAGGAGGCGUAGGCCAAGACACCAUUGUGAUCAACAACAACAACGGUGCUUCUGGAUCUUCGUCGAGCGCUGCUGCUUCAAGCUCUGCUGCCAGCUCUGGUAACAGUCUUGCCGAACAGGAAGCACUUCUAGAAGCCACAGAAGCAGCCGAAGCCGCUGCCAUCGCUGCCGCAUCUGGACGUUACGCACCUUACGGAAACCAAGUCGUAAUCAACAACGAGUCAGGUUCUGGAUCAUCAUCAGCCGCCUCAGCUGCUUCGGCAUCCGCCGCCUCUGCUGGACUAGGAUCUGGUGCUGGAUUAAACGGUGCCGGUCUAUACGGCUCUAACGGCCUUUACGGUUUGAAUGGUCUCAACGGACUCCGUGGAGGACAAGGUUCCGGAUCAGCAGCUUCCGCCGCCGCUGCCGCCGCUGCAGGAUCAGCUGGAAGCGGUAAUUACGCAAACGGAUUAAACGGACUCAACGGUCUUAACGGUCUUCGUGGAGGACAAGGUGCCGGAUCAGCAGCUGCCGCAGCCGCUGCCGCCGCUGCAGGCUCAGCUGGAAGCGGUUAUUACGCAAACGGAUUGAACGGACUCUACGGUGGGUUAGGAGGCGUAGGCCAAGACACCAUUGUGAUCAACAACAACAACGGUGCUUCUGGAUCUUCGUCGAGCGCUGCUGCUUCAAGCUCUGCUGCCAGCUCUGGUAACAGUCUUGCUGAACAGGAAGCACUUCUAGAAGCCACAGAAGCAGCUGAAGCUGCUGCCAUCGCUGCCGCAUCUGCACGUUACGCACCUUACGGAAACCAAGUCGUAAUCAACAACGAGUCAGGUUCUGGAUCUUCGUCGAGCGCUGCUGCUUCAAGCUCUGCUGCCAGCUCUGGUAACAGUCUUGCUGAACAGGAAGCACUUCUAGAAGCCACAGAAGCAGCUGAAGCUGCUGCCAUCGCUGCCGCAUCUGCACGUUACGCACCUUACGGAAACCAAGUCGUAAUCAACAACGAGUCAGGUUCUGGAUCAUCAUCAGCCGCCUCAGCUGCUUCGGCAUCCGCCGCCUCUGCUGGACAAGGAUCUGGUGCUGGAUUAAACGUUGCCAGUCUAUACGGCUCUAACGGACUUUACGGUUUGAAUGGUCUCAACGGUCUUCGUGGAGGACAAGGUGCCGGAUCAGCAGCUGCCGCAGCCGCUGCCGCCGCUGCAGGCUCAGCUGGAAGCGGUAAUUACGCAAACGGAUUAAACGGACUCAACGGUCUUAACGGUCUUCGUGGAGGACAAGGUGCCGGAUCAGCAGCUGCCGCAGCCGCUGCCGCCGCUGCAGGCUCAGCUGGAAACGGUUAUUACGCAAACGGAUUGAACGGACUCUACGGUGGGUUAGGAGGCGUAGGCCAAGACACCAUUGUGAUCAACAACAGCGGUGCUUCUGGAUCUUCGUCGAGCGCUGCUGCUUCAAGCUCCGCUGCCAGCUCUGGUAACAGUCUUGCUGAACAGGAAGCACUUCUAGAAGCCACAGAAGCAGCUGAAGCUGCUGCCAUCGCUGCCGCAACUGGACGUUACGCACCUUACGGUAAACAAGUCGUAAUCAACAACGAGUCAGGUUCUGGAUCAUCAUCAGCCGCCUCAGCUGCUUCGGCAUCCGCCGCCUCUGCUGGACAAGGAUCUGGUGCUGGAAUAAACGGUGCUGGUCUAUACGGCUCUAACGGCCUUUACGGUUUGAAUGGUCUCAACGGACUCCGUGGAGGACAAGGUUCCGGAUCAGCAGCUUCCGCCGCCGCUGCCGCCGCUGCAGGAUCAGCUGGAAGCGGUAAUUACGCAAACGGAUUAAACGGACUCAACGGUCUUAACGGUCUUCGUGGAGGACAAGGUGCCGGAUCAGCAGCUGCCGCAGCCGCUGCCGCCGCUGCAGGCUCAGCUGGAAACGGUUAUUACGCAAACGGAUUGAACGGACUCUACGGUGGGUUAGGAGGCGUAGGCCAAGACACCAUUGUGAUCAACAACAGCGGUGCUUCUGGAUCUUCGUCGAGCGCUGCUGCUUCAAGCUCUGCUGCCAGCUCUGGUAACAGUCUUGCUGAACAGGAAGCACUUCUAGAAGCCACAGAAGCAGCUGAAGCUGCUGCCAUCGCUGCCGCAUCUGCACGUUACGCACCUUACGGAAACCAAGUCGUAAUCAACAACGAGUCAGGUUCUGGAUCUUCGUCGAGCGCUGCUGCUUCAAGCUCUGCUGCCAGCUCUGGUAACAGUCUUGCUGAACAGGAAGCACUUCUAGAAGCCACAGAAGCAGCUGAAGCUGCUGCCAUCGCUGCCGCAUCUGCACGUUACGCACCUUACGGAAACCAAGUCGUAAUCAACAACGAGUCAGGUUCUGGAUCUUCGUCGAGCGCUGCUGCUUCAAGCUCUGCUGCCAGCUCUGGUAACAGUCUUGCUGAACAGGAAGCACUUCUAGAAGCCACAGAAGCAGCCGAAGCCGCUGCCAUUGCUGCCGCAUCUGGACGUUACGCACCUUACGGUAAACAAGUCGUAAUCAACAACGAGUCAGGUUCUGGAUCAUCAUCAGCCGCCUCAGCUGCUUCGGCAUCCGCCGCCUCUGCUGGACAAGGAUCUGGUGCUGGAUUAAACGGUGCCAGUCUAUACGGCUCUAACGGACUUUACGGUUUGAAUGGUCUCAACGGUCUUCGUGGAGGACAAGGUGCCGGAUCAGCAGCUGCCGCAGCCGCUGCCGCCGCUGCCGUCUCAGCUGGAAGCGGUAAUUACGCAAACGGAUUAAACGGACUCAACGGUCUUAACGGUCUUCGUGGAGGACAAGUCGUAAUCAACAACGAGUCAGGUUCUGGAUCAUCAUCAGCCGCCUCAGCUGCUUCGGCAUCCGCCGCCUCUGCUGGACAAGGAUCUGGUGCUGGAAUAAACGGUGCUGGUCUAUACGGCUCUAACGGCCUUUACGGUUUGAAUGGUCUCAACGGACUCCGUGGAGGACAAGGUUACGGAUCAGCAGCUUCCGCCGCCGCUGCCGCCGCUGCAGGAUCAGCUGGAAGCGGUAAUUACGCAAACGGAUUAAACGGACUCAACGGUCUUAACGGUCUUCGUGGAGGACAAGGUGCCGGAUCAGCAGCUGCCGCAGCCGCUGCCGCCGCUGCAGGCUCAGCUGGAAACGGUUAUUACGCAAACGGAUUGAACGGACUCUACGGUGGGUUAGGAGGCGUAGGCCAAGACACCAUUGUGAUCAACAACAGCGGUGCUUCUGGAUCUUCGUCGAGCGCUGCUGCUUCAAGCUCUGCUGCCAGCUCUGGUAACAGUCUUGCUGAACAGGAAGCACUUCUAGAAGCCACAGAAGCAGCUGAAGCUGCUGCCAUCGCUGCCGCAUCUGCACGUUACGCACCUUACGGAAACCAAGUCGUAAUCAACAACGAGUCAGGUUCUGGAUCUUCGUCGAGCGCUGCUGCUUCAAGCUCUGCUGCCAGCUCUGGUAACAGUCUUGCUGAACAGGAAGCACUUCUAGAAGCCACAGAAGCAGCCGAAGCCGCUGCCAUCGCUGCCGCAUCUGGACGUUACGCACCUUACGGUAAACAAGUCGUUAUCAACAACGAGUCAGGUUCUGGAUCAUCAUCAGCCGCCUCAGCUGCUUCGGCAUCCGCCGCCUCUGCUGGACAAGGAUCUGGUGCUGGAUUAAACAUUGCCAGUCUAUACGGCUCUAACGGACUUUACGGUUUGAAUGGUCUCAACGGUCUUCGUGGAGGACAAGGUGCCGGAUCAGCAGCUGCCGCAGCCGCUGCCGCCGCUGCAGGCUCAGCUGGAAGCGGUAAUUACGCAAACGGAUUGAACGGACUCUACGGUGGGUUAGGAGGCGUAGGCCAAGACACCAUUGUGAUCAACAACGAGUCAGGUUCUGGAUCAUCAUCAGCCGCCUCAGCUGCUUCGGCAUCCGCCGCCUCUGCUGGACAAGGAUCUGGUGCUGGAUUAAACGGUGCCAGUCUAUACGGCUCUAACGGACUUUACGGUUUGAAUGGUCUCAACGGUCUUCGUGGAGGACAAGGUGCCGGAUCAGCAGCUGCCGCAGCCGCUGCCGCCGCUGCCGUCUCAGCUGGAAGCGGUAAUUACGCAAACGGAUUAAACGGACUCAACGGUCUUAACGGUCUUCGUGGAGGACAAGGUGCCGGAUCAGCAGCUGCCGCAGCCGCUGCCGCAGCCGCUGCCGCCGCUGCAGGCUCAGCUGGAAACGGUUAUUACGCAAACGGAUUGAACGGACUCUACGGUGGGUUAGGAGGCGUAGGCCAAGACACCAUUGUGAUCAACAACAGCGGUGCUUCUGGAUCUUCGUCGAGCGCUGCUGCUUCAAGCUCUGCUGCCAGCUCUGGUAACAGUCUUGCUGAACAGGAAGCACUUCUAGAAGCCACAGAAGCAGCUGAAGCUGCUGCCAUCGCUGCCGCAUCUGCACGUUACGCACCUUACGGAAACCAAGUCGUAAUCAACAACGAGUCAGGUUCUGGAUCAUCAUCAGCCGCCUCAGCUGCUUCGGCAUCCGCCGCCUCUGCUGGACAAGGAUCUGGUGCUGGAUUAAACAUUGCCAGUCUAUACGGCUCUAACGGACUUUACGGUUUGAAUGGUCUCAACGGUCUUCGUGGAGGACAAGGUGCCGGAUCAGCAGCUGCCGCAGCCGCUGCCGCCGCUGCAGGCUCAGCUGGAAGCGGUAAUUACGCAAACGGAUUAAACGGACUCAACGGUCUUAACGGUCUUCGUGGAGGACAAGGUGCCGGAUCAGCAGCUGCCGCAGCCGCUGCCGCCGCUGCAGGCUCAGCUGGAAGCGGUAAUUACGCAAACGGAUUGAACGGACUCUACGGUGGGUUAGGAGGCGUAGGCCAAGACACCAUUGUGAUCAACAACAGCGGUGCUUCUGGAUCUUCGUCGAGCGCUGCUGCUUCAAGCUCUGCUGCCAGCUCUGGUAACAGUCUUGCUGAACAGGAAGCACUUCUAGAAGCCACAGAAGCAGCCGAAGCCGCUGCCAUCGCUGCCGCAUCUGGACGUUACGCACCUUACGGUAAACAAGUCGUAAUCAACAACGAGUCAGGUUCUGGAUCAUCAUCAGCCGCCUCAGCUGCUUCGGCAUCCGCCGCCUCUGCUGGACAAGGAUCUGGUGCUGGAUUAAACGGUGCCAGUCUAUACGGCUCUAACGGACUUUACGGUUUGAAUGGUCUCAACGGUCUUCGUGGAGGACAAGGUGCCGGAUCAGCAGCUGCCGCAGCCGCUGCCGCCGCUGCAGGCUCAGCUGGAAGCGGUAAUUACGCAAACGGAUUGAACGGACUCUACGGUGGGUUAGGAGGCGUAGGCCAAGACACCAUUGUGAUCAACAACAGCGGUGCUUCUGGAUCUUCGUCGAGCGCUGCUGCUUCAAGCUCUGCUGCCAGCUCUGGUAACAGUCUUGCUGAACAGGAAGCACUUCUAGAAGCCACAGAAGCAGCCGAAGCCGCUGCCAUCGCUGCCGCAUCUGGACGUUACGCACCUUACGGUAAACAAGUCGUAAUCAACAACGAGUCAGGUUCUGGAUCAUCAUCAGCCGCCUCAGCUGCUUCGGCAUCCGCCGCCUCUGCUGGACAAGGAUCUGGUGCUGGAUUAAACGGUGCCGGUUUAUACGGCUCUAACGGACUUUACGGUUUGAAUGGUCUCAACGGACUCCGUGGAGGACAAGGUGCCGGAUCAGCAGCUGCCGCAGCCGCUGCCGCCGCUGCAGGCUCAGCUGGAAGCGGUAAUUACGCAAACGGAUUAAACGGACUCAACGGUCUUCGUGGAGGACAAGUCGUAAUCAACAACGAGUCAGGUUCUGGAUCAUCAUCAGCCGCCUCAGCUGCUUCGGCUUCCGCCGCCUCUGCUGGACAAGGAUCCGGUGCUGGAUUAAACGGUGCCAGUCUAUACGGCUCUAACGGACUUUACGGUUUGAAUGGUCUCAACGGUCUUAACGGUCUUAACGGACUUCUUGGAGGACAAGGUUCCGGAUCGGCAGCUUCCGCCGCCGCUGCCGCAGGCUCUGCCGGUCGUGGUAACUUAGGACUACUCGGAUCAUUGGGAGUAUAUGGAAACGACGGUCAAGGCGCCGUCAUCAUCAACAACAAUGGAGCAAGCGGAUCUGCAUCGAGUGCUUCUGCAACAAGCUCAGCCGCCUCUUCCGCCGGCUCAGACUCUGGACUCGCUGCUCAAGUGGCCGCACUAGAAGCAGCCGAAGCCGCUGCUAUCGCUGCCGCAUCUGGACGUUACGCACCUUACGGUAACCAAGAGCCACAAGUUAUAGUCAUAAACGAAAACAUACCCAGUGGCUCUGCCUCAGCAUCUUCAUCUGCAUCGUCAUCGUCAGCCUCAGAAGAUGGCCAGGGAUUUCUUGACUUAACAGGCCCCAAGAAUUACAGAAAUAGGUUUGAUGUAUUAAAUGGACUUGAUUCUGGUUAUGGCCCAUAUGUUAGCCAAGGACCUCAAGUUGUUGUAAUCAAUGAAGCUGGUUCAGGAGAUGCUGCAUCUGCAUCAUCUGCAGCAUCCUCCACUGCCAUUUCUUCCUACGGACGUGGAAGAGGACGGGUGCGCCAAUCAUGCAAACUAAACCGUCGUCAAUUUAUCAUAAGAUAUGGCAGAAAAGGUCUCGCCUGUACUGAUUGUUAGGUGAUCUAUGUGUAAGACCUUGAAGUUCUAUUUAAUUGUUUUUUUUUUACUUGGGUACAUCUUUAUAACAAUGAAAUAAAUAUAGUUUUGCAGCAUGAA